GGGAGAGGCCUUCCCACCAGUUUCAGUCAAAAUGAAGAACGAGGAACUACUAUGCUGAAUUAUAUCACGAUGGCCCCAAGCGUUCUGCAAAUGACCCCGGAUACUGAGUUUAACACGAUGUUUAACAGUGUUUCCAGUUAUAUGUGUAAUUAUUGCAGUGGAUUUGUUUGUGACAAUUGCAGCGGAUUUAUGCUCUGCGGUAAUAUUGUCGUGGAUAAGUGUCCUCGUUGUGGAGUUUUCGUGUGCAGUGGGGACAUUCCCAAGUUGCUUCGACAAAAGGGGGAACUCGAAUUUAUUCAUUCCAAGUGGUGGUGUGCCCUCGGGGCCAACAGAUAAGGGAUCUAGCAAGACUUGAGUGUCGGUCACUUUUCAUCGCCUGUGAUUUGAAAUCCAAAGAAAUUCAAAAUGGAUAUCAGAAUGUCUGCAUUCCCAGUGAACAGCUGUGGCAACAGUGGACAUUUUAUGGGAAAGGGUGUAAUGUCCUCAGCUGGUCCUCAAGUAACCUUGGAUAUGAACAGUCAUCCACCAGUACUUGACACAGCAUCAAAGAGGGCUCCACAAAAGACCAGUAACUCUUCAUGUAGAGGUGCGGGCAAAUUUGGAGGACAGUGGCUAGCAUCUAUCCGCAAUAUGUACAACUCAAUAAAGGGCUCUGGACACCCUGUGACAUGGGUUAAUCCUGAUUUGGUUCCACAGUAUGAGCCAAGGCCAGUGCACCAGGCAUCACCCUUGGUAAUGCCGUUACCUUUUCCUGAAGCCUGUGUUAUGGAAACUCAGAGUACACCUCUGUGGUAUCAAGCUCCACCUGGAUGUCAGUAUUACUACCAAGAUCCACUUCACAUUUACAACAUGGUCUCUCAGUCUCAUCCGAAUGAAGUCAUUCCAAGUCAGAAAAAUGUAAUUAAGAGGUCCUCCCAACCACUCAAUCCAGAAGCCAAGGAAUGGGUCCCAAGUAGCUUCAAAAGUAACAAAGAUAUGUCUUCCAAUCCUCCCUGUUCUUUCUUUUCGUCGAAUGUACAGAAUCCUUUGGUUAUUACAACUGCAGUUUCUGUUGGAUUUGUAGAGAUUACAGAGAAAGAAAUCAGUGAAGUACGCGAGACCAUGAAAAAUGAAAUGCCAAAGAUAUGUAAUGCAUCUGUAGAAAACAGUGAUGCCAAGAAGAAUAACACCAAAAAAAGGGAUGCCUUAUUUGCAGUGGUUGAUGCCAAUGAGAGUAACACCAAAAAAAUGGAAACCUCAAAUGCAGUGACUAAGUCUUCAGGAGAUAAUAUCCAGAAUGUUAAGUGUUGCAUGCCAACUGAUCCAGAAUGCAAACAAAAAUGUAAAGAUAUUGGAAUGGAGCAUUUGAAUGAUACUCUUUCAUAUGCCAGUAUCGCAAGGAAGUCACCUGAACCACCAAAAAAAUCUAUCCUUGUAGGUGAUACAGAUGCCUCACCUUGUGAUAUUGUUAAACAGCCAAUACCAAAAAUAUUUACAAAAGAUAAAAAAUACCCCAAAGAGAAAGCCCCCCCUUGUAUGGAAAAUAAGCAGAGGGAACCUCUUCCUUUCAGAACUGGAAGUAGAACACAGAAAAGGAGUAGUAGAAAAUUUCUCAGGGACCUGAAAGAGCACAGUCCAGCCAAGAGUGAUUGCAGUUUUACAGAGAGUGGUAGUAGUAUAGACUCAAAUUCAGACAUUUUAUCUCGGUUAAGUGUCAGUGGUUCUCCAUCCUCCUCGACUUGGCCUUUACCUAUGUCACCAAGAGACAAGACAGUCUUUUCAAGCAGCCCAAGAGAUGGAAAGUCAGUUCGAAGUUUGAGUGAAAGUAGCGGAAAUAGCAGUCACAAUCGAACGACUAGUGAAUCGAGUACGGGUAGUGGGGAAAGUGUAGACAUCGAAUUUAAUGAUGGAGACUGUGUGACUGAAGAUGGCCAGGAAAAUAUUUCUGAUGUAGACAAAAUGGCGAAGUCAAAGCAUCCAAACAGUAUUCUUGCUCACAUUCUGGGGCUAGAUUCAGAUAGUGAAGAAUCUGAGGAAGAGACUGAUGAUGACUGGGAUGAUGUAGAUGGUGAGUGCACCACAAUUGUUCUGGAUGAUUCAUGGGAAACCUUUGGAUUUGUAUUUCAGCCAACCACUAAAUCGUCAUCUUCAAGUACUAAGUCUAGUGGUGGUGUUGAGCGUUGCAAUGAAGCAAAUAUAAGUAAGUUUGAGAAUAUCUGUGAUAAUAAUUUUAAUGAAAACUGUAAUAGUAAUUUAGAGGAUGUAAAUAGACGAUGGGAAUCACAUGUCAGAAAAGAUGUCAAAACUGCCUCCUCUUGUCGUGUGCAGUUUGGUGAAACUAUUGUACAUCCCAUGGUUGCAUGGACAUUUGCAUACAAGAAUGCAAGAAGAGGCCCUUGGGAGCAGUGUGCACGUGAUCGAGUUCGCUUCAAUAGCAGAAUUGAAGCUCUCGAGCCUGUUAUAUCCUCAGUGUUGGAAGGAAGUCACAGGGAAGCAAUGUACCAAAAGAUUUAUGGUUCUUAAGAUUCUCCUUGGUUCAUGCCUGUAAUCUAGUCUGGUAAUGAAUGGCCGUCACAAAGAAAUAUUUUAAAUGUUCAUUAGGCCUACUUGAUACAAGAACUCUCAGAUGAUGCUUGAAAUUAGCUUUGGCUGUUUAAAUUGAGUAAUGGUCUGUAUUUUGUUGGAGGUAAGCAUCUAAAUUUUCCAAAAGGCUCAAUAAAAUUCUAUUUAUUUUUGUUCUUUUGGAGGAUAACAUAGUUUUAUCAACAAAGUAAAGUAAAGUUUUGGUGAUUUGGAAUAUUAAAUCUUUAGAUGAUGUGAAGUGGAUUUUGAAGACAGCAUCAAGGUGGCUGAAGAUAGAGAUU
Messenger RNA from Macrobrachium nipponense, 2843 nucleotides. RefSeq lists its product as uncharacterized. Gene Ontology annotation, molecular function: protein phosphatase regulator activity. The record is from RefSeq and is a predicted model, not a curated record. Gene Ontology annotation, biological process: response to endoplasmic reticulum stress. Gene Ontology annotation, cellular component: protein phosphatase type 1 complex; endoplasmic reticulum. Lineage: Eukaryota; Metazoa; Arthropoda; Malacostraca; Decapoda; Palaemonidae. The transcript is spliced from 3 exons. Bases 406 to 2502 code for a protein of 698 amino acids.